AAUCCACUUGUUCUAAAAUUCUUACGUAUGACAGUAUAAACCUUCAUGUCAAGAAGGAUUUAGGUUUUGAUGCUGUUAUCGGUUGCAACAUUGGAAAUCCGCAGCAACUAUUGCAACAGCCAAUCACAUUUUUUCGUCAAGUCGCAUCUUUAAUUGAAUAUCCAGACCUCUUGCUAUCCGAAAAUAAAGAACACGUAAAAGCACUCUAUUCUCCUGACGCCAUCGAGUGCACUGGUGCAAACCACACCUGA
Molecule: messenger RNA, 251 nt
Organism: Acaulospora morrowiae
Lineage: Eukaryota; Fungi; Glomeromycota; Glomeromycetes; Diversisporales; Acaulosporaceae
Source: the annotation of a GenBank genome assembly